AUGAGGCCUUAUUCGCUCGCGCGUUCCCUUUCUUCUUCUUCUUCUCCCUCUGGUCUGACCAGAUCUGCCGCGGCCGGUCGAUUGCCGCGUAUUGCUGUUGUUACCCAGAACCAGAAUCUGUUGCGAUGCGCCGCUGCGUCUCCGGCUGCUGCUGUUGCUGUUACUGGGCUCCGGCCGUUGUCGACUGGUGCGGCGUCGUGUCGCUAUCGGUCGCCGCUGUUGUCUUUGAGUAGGCAAUGGCAGCAACGGAGGAAUUCCUCUGCUGCCGCUGCGGUCGCCGAACACGCUGCCGCAGAUCCAGAGACGCUCUCUCAACAGGCUAUCAUCGACAACCUCGAUCCCAAGGAGUGGGAACGACUCUCCCGGGUCAGGAACAUUGGAAUUGCUGCUCAUAUCGACAGCGGUAAAACUACCGCCACAGAGCGAGUCCUCUACUACACGGGUCGGAUCAAGGCGAUCCACGAAGUGCGCGGUCGCGACAAUGUCGGCGCCAAGAUGGACUCGAUGGAGCUGGAGCGUGAAAAGGGUAUCACCAUCCAGUCUGCGGCCACCUUCUGUGACUGGGUCAAGAAGGAGAACGGCAAGGAGGAGAAAUACCACUUCAACCUGAUCGACACCCCCGGGCACAUUGACUUUACCAUCGAGGUCGAGAGAGCGCUGCGUGUGCUGGAUGGCGCCGUCAUGAUCCUGUGCGCCGUGUCGGGCGUGCAGUCCCAGACCAUCACCGUCGACCGCCAGAUGAAGCGGUACAACGUGCCGCGCAUCUCCUUCGUUAACAAGAUGGACCGCAUGGGCGCCAACCCGUUCAAGGCAAUCGAGCAGAUCAACAACAAGCUCAAGAUCCCUGCUGCCGCUGUCCAGGUGCCCAUUGGCGCAGAGGACGAGUUCGAGGGAGUGGUGGAUCUGAUCAGGAUGAAGGCCAUCUACAACGAAGGCGCUAGGGGAGAGAAGGUUGUUGAGAAGGACGAGAUUCCGGAAAAAGUCAGGCCGAUUGCGGAGGAGAGGAGGAAGAUGCUUAUUGAGAUGCUCGCCGACGUCGACGACGAGAUCGCGGAGCUCUUCCUGGAAGAGAAGGAGCCGACGGUGGAGCAGAUCAAGGCCGCCAUCCGCCGGGCGACCAUCUCUCUGAAGUUCACUCCCGUCUUCAUGGGGUCGGCUUUGGCGAACAAGUCUAUCCAGCCCUUGCUGGAUGGUGUCUGCGACUACCUGCCCAACCCGUCCGAAGUGACCAACACGGCCCUGGACCAGAAGCGUAAAGAGGCUUCGGUGAAGCUCGUUCCUUACAACAGCCUGCCCUUCGUCGGUCUGGCCUUCAAGCUGGAAGAAAGCAACUUUGGCCAGCUCACCUACAUCCGUGUCUACCAGGGAACGCUGCGCAAGGGCGCCUACGUCUUCAACGCGCGGUCCAACAAGAAGGUCAAGGUUCCGCGGAUUGUCCGGAUGCAUGCGGACGAGAUGGAGGAAGUGCAGGAAAUCGGCGCGGGUGAAAUCUGCGCCGUGUUCGGUGUCGACUGCGCCUCGGGUGACACGUUCACUGACGGACAGCUCGCAUACACCAUGUCGUCGAUGUUCGUGCCCGAGCCCGUCAUCUCGCUCUCGAUCAAGCCCAAGAACACCAAGGAUUCGGGCAACUUCUCCAAGGCCAUUGCCCGGUUCCAGCGGGAGGACCCUACGUUCCGGGUCUCUUACGACCCCGAAAGCGAGCAGACCAUCAUUUCGGGUAUGGGAGAACUGCACCUCGACAUCUACGUGGAACGGAUGCGCCGUGAGUACCGCGUGGACUGCGAGACCGGACAGCCCCAGGUGGCCUACCGCGAGACGAUCGGCAACCGAGUCGAGUUCGACCACCUGCUGAAGAAGCAGACCGGAGGUCCCGGAGACUACGCGCGUGUGGCCGGGUGGAUGGAGCCUACUGGCAGCCUGGACGAGAACAAGUUCGAGGAGCAGAUCGUCGGCGGCGCUAUUUCGGAGAAGUUCCUGUUUGCCUGUGAGAAGGGCUUCCACCUGGCGUGCGAGAAGGGACCGUUGAUCGGGCACCGGGUGCUGGGCACGAAGAUGGUGAUCAACGACGGCGCGACGCACGUCACCGACUCGUCGGAAAUGGCGUUCAAGAACGCGACGCAGCAGGCGUUCCGCAAGGCGUUCAUGGAGAGCAACCCAGUGGUGCUGGAGCCGCUGAUGAAGACGGUGGUGACGGCCCCGAUCGAGUUCCAGGGUGACGUGAUCGCGCUGCUGAACAAGCGCAACGCGACUAUCAACGACACCGAGACGGGCGUCGACGAGUUCACUGUCCACGCCGACUGCAGUCUGAACAACAUGUUCGGCUUCAGCAGCCACCUGCGCGCAGCGACCCAGGGCAAGGGCGAGUACACGAUGGAAUUCAGCCACUACGAGAAGGCGCCCAUGCAGUUGCAGAAGGAGCUCAUCGCCAAGUACCAGAAGGCGCAGGCCGAGCGACACAAGAAAUGA
Molecule: messenger RNA, 2469 nt
Organism: Rasamsonia emersonii CBS 393.64
Lineage: Eukaryota; Fungi; Ascomycota; Eurotiomycetes; Eurotiales; Trichocomaceae
Product: Elongation factor G, mitochondrial Precursor
Exons: 3
Coding region: 1-2469 (822 amino acids)
Biological process (GO): mitochondrial translational elongation
Cellular component (GO): mitochondrion
Molecular function (GO): GTPase activity; GTP binding; translation elongation factor activity
Source: RefSeq, a predicted model, not a curated record